This is a messenger RNA of Penicillium egyptiacum, 954 nucleotides long. Lineage: Eukaryota; Fungi; Ascomycota; Eurotiomycetes; Eurotiales; Aspergillaceae. The record is from the annotation of a GenBank genome assembly.
AUGGAUACACUGCUGUCCCAACUCGAUGCGCUCGUUCUCAAACCCGAGCUCGCGCCGCUAUUGUCGUUAGUGAAGGGUGCACGCAAUGGAAUCGUAUACGGAUCAAAAGUUCGCUUUCCGCAUGCGCUGGUAAUGAUAUUUCUGUUCAGAUCUGGAACGAUACGCGAAAAGACGAAGCUCGUUUUGAAAGCGACCCGCCAGCAUGCGCGGAACCUCUCCACAUUUGCCAUCAUCUACAAGGCCUCGAUGAUCCUUCUCCGGAAUAUACCAGGUGGCGCCGGGAAAGAAGGCCGAUAUGAUACCUUCUUUGCAGGCCUGCUGGGCGGGUAUGCAGUUUUCGGACGACAGCCGGGCAGUAUUAGCCAGCAGAUCGUUAUUUACGUCUUCGCGCGUGUGAUGCUUGCUCUCGCCAAGCUCGCCGUCCAACCCAACAUGCACCCCCUCUCCUCCCUCAUCACACCCGACACACGCACUAAGAUCACGAAUAAUGCCUACCCUGUUUUCGCCGCUAUGACCUGGGCGAUGGUCAUGUAUAUUUUCCGCUGGCACCCGGAGACGCUGGCGUCGAGCCUGCGAAGUAGCAUGGUGUAUAUGUAUGUUUUGCUUCCACUAUCUAUGGUUCUGCCUCGCUUCGUGUUAUUCGGAAGUUUGGAGUCGCUCUUCCCAAUGCUAACCUUCAUGUCAACCACAGUUAUGGCGACUCAGACCAUUGGGAUUCCCUCCGCACUCUGCUUGUACACAACAAAUGAGCUCUCAGCAGGACCGGUUCUCUUAGCUUUCGGGUGUGUUACGGCGUAUAGAGCGGUUCUUAUUUUGUUGGUGUUUUGGCAAGCCGCAUUCGAGAUGUGCAUCAUUCCCGGCCCUGCUCAUCAUUACAUUUUUACCCUGUAUUAUCAGGCAUGCGAUUUCUUUUUGCAUAUUUUUGAUUACAAUAUACACUCUUACGGACUUUAA